Psilocybe cubensis is the source of this 1917-nucleotide messenger RNA. RefSeq lists its product as uncharacterized. Gene Ontology annotation, biological process: nucleotide catabolic process. The transcript has 18 exons. Gene Ontology annotation, cellular component: cytosol. The coding region runs from base 1 to 1917 and encodes 638 amino acids. Lineage: Eukaryota; Fungi; Basidiomycota; Agaricomycetes; Agaricales; Agrocybaceae. The record is from RefSeq and is a predicted model, not a curated record. Gene Ontology annotation, molecular function: hydrolase activity.
AUGCUCUUACCUACCACCUAUACCCUGGCGCUGCUCCAGCUCCUGCGCUCUUUCCCGGUAGUCUCUGCAUGCCCAGACCACGACAGCAACGAUCACGAGCACGCUCUGAAUCACGGACACAGUCAUACUCACGCCGCGGCGCGACGAGCUGAGCCGUCAAUCCUGCUCGCGCCCCCGACGCGCCCGCUCGAAUGGGGCGAUAUCAACUUUAUACAUACGACGGAUAGCCAUGGGUGGUUGUUGGGCCACCAGAAGGCGUCCUUCCCGGAGCCUAACUAUAGUGGUGAUUUUGGAGAUUUUGCAUCGUUCGUGGCGCAUAUGAAGGAAUUGGCACUUGAACGCGACGUGGAUCUUCUGCUUAUUGAUUCGGGUGAUUUGCACGAUGGAACUGGGCUGACGGAUGGGUUUCCACCUGGUGGCAUCGAUGCGCAUGAUGCUAACCAGUUUAUUAAAAAACUUCCUUACGAUGUGAUGGCUAUUGGAAACCACGAACUGUAUUUAUAUCCCAACGCGCUCGAUAUGUAUGUCCAUUCUGAUACUCAACAAACACUCAAAAUUCUAAUCGAUAUCGCGGUGUACAGGCACCAAAACUUCGCUCCGAGUCUGAAAGGCCGAUACCUCACUUCGAACGUGAACAUCACCCUCCUCAACGACGCAGGCCAGGUCGUCUCUGUGCCCAUCGGAGAGCGGUUUGUAAAGUUCAAAACUAGAAAAGGACGGAAAGUGACGUCGUUGGGUGUUCUAUUUGAUUUUACGUCGAAUGAUCGGAAUACUACGGUGCAGAAGGUGGUGGAUAUGGUUCAGGAGUCGUGGUUUCAUGAAGCUAUUCAGGAGGAACCGGACUUUUUCUUGCUUGUUGGACAUAUGCCUGUUUCGCGUGAUGAUUGGCCUCUGGUGUUCAAUCCUAUCCGCGCGCUCCAUCCCACCACCCCAAUUCUAAUCUUUGGCGGCCAUACACAUAUUCGUGAUUGUUUGCAGUUUGAUGGUCGUUCGAUGUCGUUGGAGAGUGGAAGGUAUAUGGAAACUGUUGGAUGGCUAAGCGCGAAACUUGAUAAGAAAGGGAGUACGAAGAAUAUCACGUUCAGCCGUAGAUAUCUUGAUCCCAAUCGUGUCACGUAUGAAUUCCACACGAGAAAAACUGAACACAACUUUGAUACACCUCUGAGGAAGAGUAUCACGAAGGGCCUGAACGCUUUGGCUCAGCGAUUUGAUUUGUCGUUCUUGUUUGGUACUGCGCCGCAUGAUUUUACUAUAAGCCGAUCGCCGUACACUUCUGAGACGUCUCUUCCGCGUCUCUUUAUUGAACAGGCCGUUCCAGUAGCAUUAGCCAUCAACAACACCCGAGCCUCAAUCCCCAAUCUCAUCAUCUCCAACACCGGAUCGCUGCGCUUCGACAUCUACGCUGGAGAAUUCACAAAGAACGACCAGCUGACAAUUUCACCUUUUACUAAUGGGUUUGUGUACAUCCCUAAUGUACCGCUUGGGCUGGCGAAUCGGGUUGUCCCUGCGCUGAAUGACCCUGAGCAGGCGAAUGUGAAGAGGCAUUAUCAUGGGACGUUGGAGUAUAAGCGUAGGUUGGAUGAGGCGUUUAGGAGGUAUGGUGUUGAGAGGCGGGAAGCGGCGAAUUUGACGCUUGGAUAUGUCACCUCCGACUCUUGUCCAGGAAUAGGCGACGACAUCAUCCACGCGCCUCUACCCUCGUUUGAUGUUCCGGACUACGUCAGCUCGGUCCCGCCGCAGCUGGCGGACGACGCGCCCAUCGACCUCGUCUUCCGCGACUUUGACGAGCCGGCGGUACUGCAGAUUUUGAAUUCGGCACAGACGACGACGGAGUAUACCCCUGAUGAUGUGUUUUCGUACAGCCCAGUGCUGGCGACGCAGGUUUUGGGGCUGUAUGCGCAGGCUGCGUGGAAUUGA